Messenger RNA from Parasteatoda tepidariorum (common house spider), 5224 nucleotides. Its product is annotated as NFX1-type zinc finger-containing protein 1. Gene Ontology annotation, cellular component: nuclear RNA-directed RNA polymerase complex. Lineage: Eukaryota; Metazoa; Arthropoda; Arachnida; Araneae; Theridiidae. Gene Ontology annotation, biological process: regulatory ncRNA-mediated heterochromatin formation. Gene Ontology annotation, molecular function: helicase activity. The record is from RefSeq and is a predicted model, not a curated record.
AGAGGAGGAGAGGGAAGGGAGAAGGGCUAAAGGAAACCGGUCUCUCCCCAGAUGGCGUAUUCGAGUGUUGCGAUCGCGAUAAAAUUCCACUACCGAUUAAACUCGGAAGAUUGCGCAAUAUUUGAGGCCCUCACAUCUCAGGAUUACAAACACACGUCGUCUACUGUCAUUAUUUUUAGUUAUUUAAUUCAUCGGAAAAGUUAGUAAAAAAAAUGAGAUGAAAUUUAUAGUAGGAAAGAAGAUCUUAAAGCUUCAAUGUUUAGAUAUUUAAAGGAAUUGUAUUGAAAUAUAAAAGCUAUGGAAGCCCCUGCAGCUAAAGGACCGAUUCGUCGAAUCACAAAAAAUGAUCUUUUAAUUUUAGCAUGCAACAAACGUAAUGAUCUACUGUUACAUGAGUUGAACAAGACAAAUUUUGGGUUUCAAAGAUUUCUUCAAAAUCAAGAAUAUCUGAAACAAGAUGGUAAAAUCGAUUGUGAUAUUAUGGCAACUCUCGUUCAAAUAAUCUAUAAUGUUUGCACUGUGAGUUUAAAUAGACUGGAAGGUAGUCUUGUGAAAUUUCUUGAAAUGUUGAAGGAUUGCAAGAAGUUUAUUUUUGUUGAUGUCCAUGUCACAAUAAAUACACUUUUAAUAGAAAGGCAUUCAACCAAUUUAGUUACACUUACCACAAACUAUUUGAUUAUUUUGCAAAAAUUACUAAGGCAUUGUGAGUGUAGAGAAAUUAUAGAUGAUGUUUUUCCGGCUCUACAGAACUACUUUAACACAAUGCGGCUUCGAAAGUUGCAAAACUUGGCAGACAUCAAAGCUCAGUUUGAUAUAUUAAAACACAAAAUCGAAAAAUUUGAUGACCCUAAGCUUGCAUUGGAGGAUUUAGAUGAAUUGGGUACAUUUCGAGAGCUCUCAAUUGUACCCAGAGAAAAUGAUAUAAUAAAUUGUGAAACUCCAGAUUUACCACAAAACAUUAUUGAUGGCCCUUACUCAAGUGUUAACCACUAUUUAGCAGUUCACUUUCGUCUUACAAGAGAGGAUAUGCUUCGAUCAUUUCGUGAAUGCGUUGCGCAUUGUUUGAAUUCGGAUGAAACAGCACUCAUUAGAUCAGAGACCGAAAAAUAUGAUAAAGUUCUUGUGGUACGUCCAGCAAAAUAUAAACCUGAAGGUAUAUGCUGUACAAUCGAAGUUUAUUCGUCUAAAGCGGUCAAUUGGAAAGACUCUCUUCUCUCACUACCUGGAAGUAUGGUCUGUCUAACUCCAGACAAGUUUAAUAAAGUGAUAUUUGCAUCUGUCCUCCAAGAGUCGAAAGCUCCCCGCGUAAAAAGUGAAAAAUGUACUGUAAAACUCAUCUUAGAAGAUGACCGUUAUGAAGAUUCAUUGUAUGCAGAUGUUCAAUAUCUAAUGGUGGUUCCAAAUGCGUAUUUUGAAUGCUAUAAGCAUGUAUUGUCCGCAAUAAAAAGCUUUAGUCCGAGCAGUUUUCCUUUGUCUGAUUAUCUUGUCUCUCUAGAAAGUAGUGAAGCUUCACCCGAAUACUUGAGAGAUCCUGAUAGCUUAUUAGGGCGAAAGUAUUCCCUUUGUGAAAAUUGUGAGUAUUCUUCUGAAGGCUGUGAAAUUCCCGACAAGAAUGAAGAUUUGUGCAAAAAAUUUGAUCCGUUGCAUUAUGAUGAAUGGCCAUCAGCAGAAAGUUUAAAAUUAGAUGAACACCAGUAUGAAGCUUAUAAAUUAGCCUUGACUAAUAAAGUAGCAAUAAUACAAGGCCCACCGGGCACAGGAAAAACAUUCAUGGGAAAGAAGAUGGUAAAAGCUCUUUUAAAAAACACUAAUCUUACUCCUAUUAUCAUUUGCUGUAUGACAAACCAUGCUCUUGAUCAGUUUCUUGAAGGUCUUUUAGAAGAAAAUGUUGAAAAUAUUGUUAGACUAGGUAGUCAAAGCAAAAGUACAAUUAUGAAACCAUACACUAUGGAUAACAUAGUUUUGACUCAUAAGCUUUAUAUGGAACAAGACAAUUCUAAUCGUAUAACAGAUCAGAUAGCAAAAUCCAUUAUAGAGAGGAUGCAGAAAUUUGUGCCUCAUAUUUUAAAUCGCGAUGUUAGACAUGGCGGUGAAUAUGAUCCAGCACUUUUUGCCUUAAAAGACAUAUGUCGGGAUUUGAAUAAUGAUAUAGAGUUGCUUGAUUUCUGUAAAAACAAAUAUUUAGAAAGUUCUGCACUACAGGCUAUCAUUGAUAGUAACAAAAAAGAAGAAUUAUUGUCAAAGUCUUCUUCACGUUGCAGUGAAUUGACAGAAAAUAUUAUGGAGUGGUUAGGAUGUUCACGUAAAUCAAAACUUUAUGAAGAAUGUGAAAAACGUUUCAAUAAAAUGAAUGAGAAAAGCUUGAAUAUUAAACUAAUGCAUGAAAAUAUCUGGUCCUUGCACCUAACCAACAGAUUUGAACUUUUUUAUUUGUGGCGAAAAAAUUGUAUGGAAAUUUUAAAAAAAAACAUUGUUGUGGAAAAAGAAGAGUAUAGAAAAUUAAAACAGUCAUAUUCUGGUAAAGGUUUUGACAGCUCUCUCAAAAUUGAAGUAUUGAAAACUGCUCAUAUUGUUGGUGUAACAACUACUGGUGCUGCAAAAUUUCGUGAAUUGCUGUACUAUGCCCAACCCUCUAUUUUAGUUGUAGAGGAAGCAGCUGAAGUGCUUGAAUCUCAUACAAUAGCCGCUCUAUUACCGAGCAUUAAACACUUUAUCCUAAUUGGUGACCAUAAACAAUUAAGGCCACUGCCAUCAGAUCAUGAACUAAGCGAAGUGUAUAAUUUAAAAAUAUCCAUGUUCGAAAGACUUUUUACGAACAAUGUUCCUAAUACAACUCUAGUGUCGCAGCAUCGUAUGAAACCAUGUAUUGCUGAUCUGUUAGUUAAUGAUCAUUUAUACGAAAUGUUGAAAAGUGAUGAAAGUGUUUAUAAAUAUAAAGAAAUUAAUGGUGUGAAAUCUAGUGUCUUCUUUUUUGAUCAUGCUAAGAGAGAAUCGGAAAGAUCCUCUAGCACAAGUUUUUCUAAUAAAUUUGAAGCUGAAAUUGCUGUAGCAUUGGCAAAGUAUUUCCAUGUCCAGUCGUAUUCUCUAGAUCGAAUAACCAUUCUUGCCACUUAUGCUGCUCAAGUAAACCUUAUUCGAGAUUCCCUUUUUAAAGCCAACUUAGAAGUUAAAAUAACUACUGUUGACAAUUAUCAAGGUGAGGAAAAUGAUAUUGUGAUAGUGUCAUUUGUUAGAAAUAACAGAAAUGGUGUUAUUGGGUUUCUGAAAGAAAACAAUAGAGUAUGUGUUGCUCUAUCUAGAGCAAGGAAGGGCAUGUUCUGUCUUGGCAACUUUAAAAUGUAUGCUGAGAAAAGCCCUCUUUGGAGCACAAUUUUACCCAAAUUAGAAGAGCAAGGAAUGAUUGGGGAUAAAAUUCCUCUACAAUGUAAUCGGCAUGGAACUGAAACCUCUGUUGAAACUGAAGUUGAGAUUUCUGAAUUUAUGCAUCGAGGCUGCCAGCAACAAUGCAACUUCAAACUCCCUUGUGGACAUAAUUGCAUAAACGGAUGUCAUAAUUUUGAUGCUGAUCACAAGCUUUAUAAAUGUCGUUUGCCUUGUGAAAAAUUCAUUGAUGUAGAUCGAAAAUGCCCCCAAUUAUGCUUCCAGCCUUGUAAGAGUGUAAAAAAGAAUGCAAUAACUCUUCCUUGUGGGCACAAAUCCAGAACAGUUAAUAUUAUAGGUUUUACUUGCCUUGAAGAGGUGCAAAAAUUAUUACCAUGCAAUCAUCUAGUCACAUUAGCUUGCGGCGUUGACAUUACUCAGUAUAACUGUCCUUCUUUGGAGACAGUUAUACUUCCAUGUGGUCAUACGAGUAAAGUUCCUUGUUUCAAAAAAGAUAAAAUAAGUGAAAUUAUCUGUCAAAAGAAGCGUCCUUUAAUUUCACCUUGUGGCCACACGGUGGAUGUAGCGUGUAAUUUAGAUUUAGAUGGAAGUGAUCUUCUAUCUAAUUGCAAUCGACUGUGUGGCAUAAUGCUCAAUUGUGAGCAUCUUUGUGAAGGUUAUUGCUGGUUUUGUUUAGAUAUUGGAAUUCAUGCACUUUGCACUGCAAAAUGUGAUCAGAAACUACCAUGUGGUCACCUUUGUAAAGGCUACUGUAACAGUCCUUGCCCACCCUGUAAAGAACAGUGUGGAUUGGUGUGCCCUCAUGCUAAUUCAAAUAAUAGCAGAUGCAUCAAUAGCUGCUACAGACCAUGCAUUGAAUGUAAAUUGCCAUGUCAAUUACGCUGUGACCAUGUUAAAUGCCCGAAACUUUGCUAUCAAAAAUGUACUGUAGAACCCUGUACUAUAAAUUGCUCUCAAAUCUUACCAUGUGGGCAUGAAUGCAUUGGGUUGUGUGGUGACCCCUGUCCAUAUUUAUGUCGUGUGUGUAAUGAAAGUGACAUUGAAAAUGGUAAUCCAAAAGUUGACCGCUACAUCAUGUUGCUGGAUUGUGACCAUGUUAUUGAAAUGAAAGAGUUAACCAAACAUAUAGAGCAAUGUUUAGAGUGUUUUGAAUGGCCUAAUUGUCCAUUAUGUUCAAAGUCGAUAUAUCAAAGCCUGCGCUUUAAGAAUCAUUUGAUGAAUGCUAAGAAUUGUCUCCUGCAAAGCUGUGAUACUAGAACAAUGGUUAGUGAAAUUAGGUUCCUUCUACACACAACUUACGAUGCCGAUUAUAUUAUACCAGCUGUCUUCAGUGACAUUAACAGAGGAAUCGAGCGCAUUCUUGAAAAUGAGCAAACUCCUGAUGUAUUGGUUGUUUUAAAAAUGGCUGUUGUUAAUUUAAGAAGUUUAGUUAAAAUUCAUGAAAUGAUUGAAAACUGGGGUAAGGCUAACUUUAACUGCCAUGUAUUAAAUCGUUUUAAAACCUUAUUGUUAUGGCUCUCAAAUCAUUUGAGGUAUGCCAGUUACCAGCAAAUUAUGGAAUCAGAAAAAGCAAUUGAAGUGCUGGAGAAUCUUGUUAAAAAACAAGUAGAGCUGUUCUAAGAAUGUUUGAGGUGUCUUAAAUCUUUAAUAAUAUAAUCAAGUUAUUUAUGAAUAAUCUAGAUUUUUUUUUGGUUUGGUGAAAAUCAUUGUAAUACUGGAAAGGUGUGACUUAGUACAACUUAAUUUAUUUAUGUUAUGUUUUAAUAUUUCAAAAUAUUGUUAUGUUUUUCAAGUUGAUUAAAAUUAGGAAGUUAACCUGAAUAAUAAAAUAAGUUCAAAGGAA